Silurus meridionalis is the source of this 6361-nucleotide messenger RNA. RefSeq names its product dicer 1, ribonuclease type III (gene dicer1). Gene Ontology annotation, molecular function: RNA binding; ATP binding; protein binding. Lineage: Eukaryota; Metazoa; Chordata; Actinopteri; Siluriformes; Siluridae. The record is from RefSeq and is a predicted model, not a curated record. Gene Ontology annotation, cellular component: cytoplasm; RISC complex; nucleus. The transcript is spliced from 29 exons. Gene Ontology annotation, biological process: apoptotic DNA fragmentation; pre-miRNA processing; siRNA processing. Bases 295 to 5907 code for a protein of 1870 amino acids.
CGCUCGCUUGUGCACGCUCGCGUAAUCAUGCGCGCUCGUCCCCGUAUCAGCAGUAAGAGGAGGGAAUGGAGUAAAGAGCAGGAGUGAAGUGAUUCAGUGUACAGCGCUAAAGCCACACAAUACACACCACCGAUUCUGCGGGUGUUGCCGAGAUGAGUGAGGAGCGCUGAUGGUGACGAUGAAGCCCAGAAUAAGUGCUGCCUGGAUCCACAGCUUCGUGCCAAACACACACCCUUGAGCUUUCGAAGAGCUGGACGAAAAAUGAGAUAAACACUGGACGAUCGGAGUCUCAGCAUGGCAGGACUGCAGCUGGUGACCCCUGCCUCCUCUCCCGUGGGGCCUUUCUUCGGCCUGCCGUGGCAGCAGGAAGCUAUUCACGACAACAUAUACACCCCAAGAAAAUAUCAGGUUGAACUUCUCGAAGCAGCUCUUGAACACAACACUAUAGUCUGCUUGAACACAGGCUCAGGGAAGACGUUUAUCGCAGUACUUCUUAUUAAAGAGCUCUCCCACCAAAUCCGCCAGGACGAUGGGAGGAGGACCGUGUUCCUGGUCAAUACAGCUUCAUCCGUGGUUCAGCAAGCCUCCACUGUGAGAACCCAUUCGGAUCUUCGGGUUGGGGAAUACGUAGAGAAUCCGGCAUCAUGGACCGAGGACACUUGGGAAGAACAGAUAAAGGAAAACCAGGUGCUCGUUAUGACCUGCAACAUCUUUCUGCACAUGCUGAGCUUUGGGGUCUUGCCACUCUCGCAGAUCAACCUGGUCAUUUUCGACGAGUGCCACCUCGCAAUAACGGACCAUCCCUAUCAGGAAAUAAUGAAGAAAUGUGAGGACAGUCCAGGCUCCCCACGCAUUCUUGGUCUCACCGCUUCCAUUCUGAAUGGCAAAUGUGACCCCUCUGACCUGGAGGAGAAGAUCCAGAACCUGGAGAAGAUCCUCAGGUGCAACGCCGAAACUGCCACAGAUCUUGUCGUGCUGGACAGGUAUGCUACCCAGCCUCGAGAAGUGGUGCUGGACUGCGGCCCUUAUCAGGACAACAGCGGUUUGUCCGAGAGGCUCCUGAACGAGCUGGACGACGCGCUCCAUUUCCUCAACGACUACAACUUAUCGACGCACAGGGAGGAUCGAGACCCCACCUUCAUCUCCAAACAGGUUCUGACCGACUGUAGGGCCGUCCUGACCGUGCUCGGCCCCUGGUGCGCCGACAAAGCCGCCGGCAUCAUGGUGCGCGAGCUGCAGAAGUACAUCAAACACGAGCAGACGGCGCUGAACCGCAAGUUCCUGCUCUUUGCCGACACCAUCCUGAGGAAACUGCACGCCCUCUGCGAGGAGCACUUCUCCCCGGCGUCGCUCGACCUCAAGUUCGUCACCCCCAAAGUGAUCAAGCUGUUGGAGAUCCUGCACGAGUAUAAACCGUUCGAGAGGCAGCAGUUCGAGAGCGUCGAGUGGUACAACAACCGCAACCAAGACAACUACGUCUCGUGGAGCGACUCGGAGGAUGAUGACGAGGACGAGGAGGUCGAGGUGAAGGAAAAGCCAGAGGCCAACUUUCCCUCUCCCUUCACCAACAUCCUCUGCGGCAUCAUCUUUGUGGAGAGGCGGUACACGGCCGUGGUUUUAAAUAGGCUUAUAAAGGAAGCAGGGAAGCAAGAUCCAGAGCUGGCCUACAUCAGCAGCAACUUCAUCACCGGCCACAGCAUUGGCAAGAACCAGCUCCGCAACAAGCAGAUGGAGGUGGAAUUCAGAAAGCAAGAGGAAGUUUUGAGAAAAUUCCGGGCGCACGAGACCAACUUGCUGAUCGCCACCAGUAUCGUCGAGGAAGGCGUGGAUAUCCCAAAGUGCAAUCUGGUAGUCAGGUUCGACUUGCCCACAGAGUACCGGUCCUAUGUGCAAUCCAAAGGCCGGGCGCGUGCUCCAGUCUCCAAUUACAUCAUGCUGGCUGACAGCGAACGCACAAAAGCCUUCGAGGAGGACCUCAAGACUUACAAGGCUAUUGAGAAGAUUCUCAGGAACAAGUGUUCCAAGUCGGCGGAGUGUAAAGAGUAUGAGGUGGAGUCCAUACUGGAUGAUGACAACAUCCUCCCUCCGUAUUCGUUACGGUCUGACGACGGAGGCCCCAGGGUCACCGUCAACACGGCGAUCGGCCAUGUUAACCGAUAUUGCGCAAGACUUCCCAGUGACCCUUUCACUCACCUGGCACCCAAGUGUAAGACUGCAGAGCUGAAAACAGGAGUGUAUCAGUCCACACUCUUUCUGCCAAUCAACUCUCCCCUCAGAGAGCCCAUUACUGGACCCCCGAUGCCCUGCGCGAGGCUCGCCGAGAAAGCCGUCGCUCUCGUGUGCUGUGAGAAACUUCACAAAAUAGGCGAGCUGGAUGAUCAUUUAAUGCCGGUGGGAAAGGAGACGGUGAAAUAUGAAGAGGAGCUGGACUUGCACGAUGAAGAGGAAACCAGCGUCCCAGGAAGGCCAGGCUCCACUAAGAGGAGGCAGUGCUACCCAAAAGCUAUCCCAGAAUGCCUGCGAGGCAGUUACCCUGUGCCAGAGCAGUCCUACUACCUGUACGUGAUUGGGAUGGUUCUGACCACACCCCUUCCAGAUGAGCUCAACUUCCGGCGGAGAAAGCUGUACCCCCCCGAGGACACCACCAGAUGCUUCGGCAUUCUCACAGCUAAACCGAUACCUCAUAUUCCUCAUUUUCCUGUGUAUACCCGCUCCGGGGAAGUGACCAUCUCCAUUGAGCUGCUGAAGUCAGGCUUUAGCCUGAGCUCGUCGCAGCUGGAGCUCAUCACUCGCCUGCACCAGUACAUCUUUUCUCACAUCCUCCGCCUGGAGAAACCUGCACUGGAGUUCAGGCCCACCGAGGCUGACUCGGCCUACUGCGUUCUACCUCUCAACGUGGUUGCGGAUUCCAGCACAUUGGAUAUGGACUUCAAGUUCAUGGAGGAUAUUGAAAAAUCCGAAGCGCGAAUCGGCAUUCCGAAUACUCAGUACACAAAGCAGAACCCAUUUAUUUUCAGACUGGAGGACUACCAGGAUGCUGUCAUCAUUCCAAGGUACCGUAAUUUCGACCAGCCGCAUCGCUUCUACGUAGCCGACGUAUACACGGACCUCACGCCUCUCAGUAAAUUCCCUUCGCCCGAGUACGAGACGUUCGCCGAGUACUACAAAACCAAGUACAACCUGGACCUGUCUAACGUCAACCAGCCGCUAUUAGACGUCGACCACACGUCCUCCAGACUGAAUCUUUUAACCCCUCGGCACCUGAAUCAGAAAGGCAAGGCGCUCCCUCUGAGCAGUGCAGAGAAGAGGAAGGCCAAGUGGGAGAGCCUGCAGAACAAACAGAUUUUAGUUCCUGAACUGUGUGCCAUUCAUCCAAUCCCCGCUUCUCUGUGGAGAAAAGCCGUGUGCCUUCCCAGCAUCCUCUACCGGCUGCACUGCCUCCUGACAGCCGAGGAACUUCGGGCUCAGACGGCCAUCGAUGCCGGAGUGGGCGUUCAGAGCCUGCCACCCGGCUUCAGAUAUUCGAAUCUAGACUUUGGAUGGAAGAAAUCCAUCGACAGCAAGUCCUUCAUUUCCUGCCCCAGCACCUGCACAGAGGAUGACGACGACGACGAGGAAGACGAUGGCGAUGACGAUCACUGUAAAAUCGCCGUGAGCUCAGCAGUCCCAGAUCUCACUGCCCAGGAAGACCUCAGCACAGUCUCAUCCGAGCCCAUAGAGCGUGCCGUCUCGCAGGAGAACUGUAACGCACCGGAUGUAGCGCCAGAGAUGUGCGCCCACAGAGCCCAGCUAUCGGAAGAACCCGGGAGCCCGUGCGAGCGCUCCAGGAACCUCAGCAAUUGCCUAAACUGCCAACUAGCGAGUGACGUAUCGCCACAAACCACUACCUCAGUUCCGAGCGACGAGCCCCAGGACGGCCAUGAAUGUAACCCAGAUGGGAAAUCGGAUUUCCCCGAUGGACGCGUGAAGAAACCUACCUCAGAGCGUUGGCUCGCUUGUGGAACGCCAACCAGCACCGAAGCACCUUCUACAGCGUCGUCGUCGGCACAGCUCCAGACCGUAGCGUUACCCGGGGACUGUGUGAAAACUCUGGGCCCCAACCCGGGGCUCAUCCUGCAGGCCCUGACUCUCUCCAACGCCAGCGAUGGGUUUAAUCUGGAGCGUUUGGAGAUGCUGGGCGACUCGUUCCUCAAACACGCCAUCACCACCUACUUGUUCUGCACUUAUCCCGAUGCCCACGAGGGACGGCUCUCGUACAUGAGAAGCAAGAAGGUCAGUAAUUGUAACCUGUACCGCCUCGGGAAGAAGAAAGGUCUGCCCAGUCGGAUGGUAGUGUCCAUCUUCGAUCCCCCAGUCAACUGGCUUCCCCCAGGCUACGUAGUGAACCAGGACAAGAGCACCACUGACAAGUGGGACUCGGAUGAGGCGAAAGAAGACCUUGCCAACGGAAAGGCCGCCAAGGACGACUUUGACGACGAGGACGACGUGGACGACGACGAGGACCUGAUGUGGAAGGAGCCCAAGGACGAGGUGAACGUCGAGGACGACUUGGAGUACUACCACGAGCACAUCAGGUUCAUUGACACCAUGCUGAUCGGCUCUGGCGCCUUCGGGAAGAAGUUCCCCCUCGGCGUGUUCCCGUCAGAACCCAGCUGCGACUGGAAAGCGCCCAAGAAGGCAAUGUUUCCCUCGGACGGCAACCACGACGACUUCGACUACAGCUCCUGGGACGCCAUGUGUUACCUGGACCCGAGCAAAGCAGCCGAAGAGGACGAGUUUGUCGUGGGUUUCUGGAACCCGGCCGAGGAAAACUGCGGCGCCCAAACGGCCAAACAGUGCAUCUCGUACGACUUGCACACCGAGCAGUGCAUCGCAGACAAGAGCAUCGCCGACUGCGUGGAGGCCCUGCUCGGCUGCUACCUGACCAGCUGCGGAGAGCGAGCCGCCCAGAUGUUCCUCUGCUCGCUCGGCCUCAAGGUGCUGCCUGUGAAGAAGAGGAUCAAGUGGAAUACGGAUGGCGGCGACGGGGAAGACGAGUACGGUUGGCUGCAGAUCCCAGCGCGCUGCAUGUUCGAGCACCCGGACGCCCAGCGCACUCUCAACCACUUGAUCUCGGGCUUUGAGAACUUCGAAAAGAAAAUCAACUACGUGUUCAAAAACAAGGCCUAUCUCCUGCAGGCCUUCACGCACGCCUCCUAUCACUAUAACACCAUCACAGAUUGCUACCAGCGGCUGGAGUUCCUCGGUGAUGCGAUACUAGACUACCUCAUAACCAAGCACCUUUACGAAGACCCGCGCCAGCACUCCCCCGGCGUCCUGACCGACCUGCGCUCUGCGCUCGUCAACAACACCAUCUUUGCGUCGCUCGCGGUGAAAUACGACUACCACAAGUACUUCAAAGCCGUGUCGCCCGAGCUGUUCCACGUCAUUGAUGAUUUUGUGCAAUUUCAGCUGGAAAAGAACGAAAUGCAAGGAAUGGACUCUGAGCUUCGCCGAUCCGAAGAAGACGAAGAGAAAGAGGAGGAUAUUGAAGUCCCCAAAGCAAUGGGGGACAUCUUCGAAUCACUAGCCGGGGCAAUUUACAUGGAUAGCAAGAUGUCACUCGAGACCGUUUGGCAAGUGUAUUAUCCAAUGAUGAGGCCGCUGAUAGAGAAAUUCUCCGCCAACGUCCCUCGCUCGCCUGUGCGAGAGCUGCUGGAGAUGGAGCCGGAGACGGCCAAGUUCAGUCCGGCUGAGAGGACGUACGAUGGGAAGGUUCGCGUGACGGUGGAGGUGGUGGGAAAGGGGAAGUUCAAAGGAGUCGGGCGUAGCUAUCGCAUCGCUAAAUCAGCAGCGGCACGGCGCGCCCUGCGCAGCCUCAAAGCUAAUCAACCUCAGAACAUUACUGCAUUUCAGCUCCCGUCGUGAAAAAGAAAAGUUCCAGCGAGACCAACGCCGCGCACUUCUUUAUCUCAGCACCGGAUGUUAACGAAGCUCUCCUGUAAUCAAUGUGAAAUCGUUCGUAAGGUGCCACGCCCAUUUUUAUGACAUCAUCCAGCACUGCGAGGUAAAGCUCCUCCCACCGCAUAUAUACAGCGAUGUAAUCCUUUAUUGCGUCUUUGCGUUGUUGUUUUUGUUUUGUUUUUUUGUUUUCUGUGAAAAGGGGUUUCGACGUCAGGUUUUUUUUUUUUGUACAUGUAGCACAAAUGAGCAUUGCACUUGGGCACCAUACUUUACCUCAUGUCAGAAAGGAAAAACAAAAGUGUAUAUAUUACCGUUAAAUAAAAUAAAAUCGUGGUUUUGGCCUUUGCUGCUGUUCCACUGCUGGUAUUUUGCAAUUGUAUGAAAACAAAAACAAUAAAAAAAAAAUCAAUGAUCAGAA